This is a messenger RNA of Fonsecaea pedrosoi CBS 271.37, 864 nucleotides long. RefSeq lists its product as uncharacterized. Gene Ontology annotation, biological process: reciprocal meiotic recombination. Lineage: Eukaryota; Fungi; Ascomycota; Eurotiomycetes; Chaetothyriales; Herpotrichiellaceae. Gene Ontology annotation, molecular function: ubiquitin protein ligase activity. Gene Ontology annotation, cellular component: synaptonemal complex. The transcript is spliced from 4 exons. The record is from RefSeq and is a predicted model, not a curated record. The coding region runs from base 1 to 864 and encodes 287 amino acids.
AUGGAGCAGCACUUGCGGUGCAACAAUCAGCAGGGGGGCAGUUGUCGAGCUGCACUCACGGCGGAGGCAAUUGCUACAACUUGCGCGCAUGUUCCUCCUACAGUCAUUCUGCUUCUCGCCGUCGUUCUAAUCCGUCUCAGGCACAUCUUUUGCAUACCCUGCGCCGAGAAGACUGGCUUGUCGACAGCACCCCGGAAUCAGCGUCGAUGUCCUGUUUGCAAGACCGCCCUACCAAAUGCCCACGAUGCAGUCCGCAAUCUGAUAAAUCCACCCGAAGACUUCAAGACCAGCCUUCUUUGUGGCCUCGACCCCGCAACCAUCAUGGAGUGUGCCCAGACGGCGCUUUCUUUCUGGACAUACCAAAAGGCUCAGGAACUUGCAUAUCAGCAACACAUUGCUAAAAACCUGACGCACAGGUUCCACCAACUCAAUGCAGAGGUUGAAAGGACUGUUAAUGAUGGCAAUUCUCGAAUCCAAGCUCUGGAGACACAGAAUCAGCAACUCUCUACUGAUGUACAAUCAUUGCAACAAAAGUAUACGCAACUUUACGACCAGUAUCAGGACAAGAGCAGGAAGCAAGCACAGACCCAGAAGCUCUACGAUACUCUGAAACAGAAAGUCAUGUUGGAGAAGAUGGAGCCACUCGCCAAGAACGAUCCUUUCGCCCACAAGACCCUCCCCAGACAGCAGAAAGGCCAGCUCCUAGACAUGGGCGCUUUCAAGAAGGUCACGAACGACUUCAUCCACACCAACGGUCCGGGAGCAGUCUUAGUGGCAGCGAAAAGAGGGGCAUGUUACCGCUCGAGAGGCCGCGGAUAUCGAGGAUCUGUAGGUGGCCAGAACCCAACAUACUGCUUGUGCUAA